Gadus morhua (Atlantic cod) is the source of this 3252-nucleotide messenger RNA. RefSeq names its product thrombospondin, type I, domain containing 1 (gene thsd1). The coding region runs from base 341 to 3175 and encodes 944 amino acids. Lineage: Eukaryota; Metazoa; Chordata; Actinopteri; Gadiformes; Gadidae. The record is from RefSeq and is a predicted model, not a curated record. The transcript has 8 exons. Gene Ontology annotation, cellular component: cell periphery.
GCCUGUGGAAGUGUGGUUAGGAUAUGUGUGAAUAGGCCUACAGAACACUAGAAAAGACAAUGAUCGGUUUUGUAAAUAUUUCUAUCGGCAAUAACGACUCAGUGGGUGUUUCAUUUUCGGUGGACUUGAUCGUUAUUCCUGGAUGGAUUACAUUAUUGUUUGCAUAGCCUACGUCUACAAUGACACUGUCAAGUCAAUAUAGUCUUAGGCAAUUUCUGGACGAAAUACUAUACAGUUCUGUCAUAUGUACCCAUAGAGAACGUGUGAGUGAAGGGGACCGGCCGGUGGACGGACUGGGUCAUGUGGAGGUGCAUGGGGACGCCGCGCUACUGCCCUCGGAAUGGCGCAGCGCUGUGCGCGGCUGCUGCCCUUCUUUUUGUUGCUCCUGGGAUAUGCCAUGGCGGGUCUCAGCAUCUGGCCAUCGCUCCACAUUGCCCUGAGCAACGCCAGCGUGUUUGUUGACUUCAUCACGGCGUGCAACAGCAGCUCUGUCUGCAACACCACCCUCUCCCUGGUCGACACGGAAACCAACUCUACCCUGCUGACCAGAACCCUCCCAGGGGACCAAUCAGUGGGCAGAGUGGAGUUCAACUGCUCCUAUUUCCUGUACGCCGGCAUAUUCCGCUUCCAUCUGAAGCAGACAGCCAAAGCAGUCCAUUCCCAUGGUUCAGAAACCACCCAUAGCACCUCCUGGUGGUGCAGCUCUGAACUGCAUGUGCAGUGGCCUACCUUCCACAUCGGCAUAGAACGGCUUGCAAACCAUUCUGGAUCCUUCCAGGUGGGGAUAUCCACCAAUGAACACUUCCAGGGAUGCUCAGGUGACCACAGCGCCGCCCUCUCCCUCGAGGUCAGCUACAUGGAGUACAACCAGAUUGGGCGAAACAGCAUUGACAAGGUCCGUGUGCGGACGCACCACCCAAUCAGAGCGCUGCGCUCCCAGAGUGUGGAGCUGCCCUGCGCGUUCCCCUUCACGGAGAAGGACUUCGUGCGCGUGGCUCUGCGCUCGCCCCACACCAGCCAGGAGGUGAAGAGCUCCGGUCCGCUCUACCUUUCCCGGAUCUUCUCCUACAAGCUGCAGGUGGAUGACGCCAGCAUCUACCGCACCGGCUGCGACGGGACCAUGACCGUGAGGCUCCUCGCCCCCCCUUGUGCCGCCGUCAACGGGAAGGUGCAGCUGUUCCGGUACGCUGCUGCUGCUGGGCCUGGAGGUGGAGAGGUUGGUGGAGGUGGUGGUGGUUCUGGUGGCUCCACCAUGGCCGGUUCCCCCGGGUUGGUUCCGUCACUCAGGACACCCCUGCUGGGGUUUGGACCGCAGGACGAGCCCUUUGCCCCAAAGGCACUGCUGGCCUUCAACUGGCUGACCCACGGGGAGAACCAAACAGAGUUUAACUGCUCCGUGUUUCAGCCCGGGAAGAACAAAUACUGCUUCCGUUUUGUCUUCAACUACAGCCGUUUGCCCAGCCCAGCACAGACCUGUCUGGUGGUCCACAGAAGUGUAGAGUCCUGGGGGCCGUGGGAGCCUUGGAGUCCCUGCAGUGUGAGCUGUGGAGAAGGACUCAGGGAGCGUGUCCGCCAGUGCCUGUCGCUGCAGGGCGUAGUGGGAGUACGGUGCCCGGGCAUGGGCACGGAGCAGUCCCCCUGCUCCCUGGAGGACUGCAUGGUGACGGCCACCCCCUCUCCUUCCCCGCCUGGGGUGCCCGCGGGAGCCACAGUCCUGGGCGGGAACCUGAUGUUGGUGACCGGCAUCUCCCUCUGCCUGGCUGUCAUCCUGGCCACUCUCCUCUUCACGGCCUGGAGGAAGCUGUGCCGGGCCCCUCCCUGCAGCUCUGUGCGCCAAGGGUCCAUGCACUCCACCGGGGGGGGACGCAAGCUCUCUGACGAAGCCUCCAUCUUCGGGAACAGCCUCCAGAGACCCACCCUGAUGGAGGCGCCGGGGCUACAGGGCAAGCUUCUGUCGCUGCCCCUGGUCCUCGCUCUUCCUCCAGACCCAGACAGGCUGUCUCCCUCUGGACAGAAAAUGGUGCCCCCUGUGUUCGGCUACCGGCUGGCCCAGCAGCAGCUGAAGGAAAUGAAGAAACAGGGUCUGACGGAGGCCACCCAGGUCUACCACGUCUCCUCCAGCCCGGUGGACGACAAUAUGCUAAGCACCACCGCCUCGCCCACCGCCACCUUGACUUCCACCCCGACAGGGCUCCACCUGCCUCCGCCUCCUCUUCCACCACCCGCCAGCCCGGGCAUUCAGGAACAUCACUACCAGCACCAAGCUGCCGAGCGGAGACUCAGUCCCAGGGAGGAGCUCCGUCUGGGGCCCCCUCUCCCUGGAUAUGGAGGAGGAGGAGGAGGAGGGACUUCCAGGAGACAAGAGCGCACCGCCGACUGGGUGGAGAUGGUGGAGAGGAGCGGGAUGGGCAGGGGAGGAGGCGUGGAAGCGGGGAACUCCUCCUCCCCGGUCAACCCUCAUUUCCGCAGGACGUGUAGUUUUACGGACGCCAAAUCGCAGCCUGCAGCGUUGGCAGGCUCAAGGGCCUUCAGGGAGCGAAGCAUGACCCAGGUGGCCUCCAGGACCCUUCCAGAAGGAAGCUGUAGGGCCAGAGGCGUCCGCGAGGGCCAGCCGUACCCAGCCUUCCCUUCCUAUCCAAUCCCAGAGCUUGGGCCGUUCGACUGGGGACCCUCCACCCCAAAGAGGACCUGGCUGGAGGCCGCUGCUCCUGGUCUCAGCCUCUCUCCACAGCCCUUAGGGAUCCGCCCACAAGACAGGCACAAUACAGCUCUGCUCAAUGGCACUGUGGAAAGAGACAGGCUUGAAACGUUGGGGUGUGGGCCUCUGAGCAGGGGUGGUCCCCCGCAACGAGGAUGCCCCCGCAACGGAGCCCUUUGUCCCCCUUGGAGUGCCAACCAGCUGGCCCUGGAGAGGGCAGAGCGGGCGGAGCAAUGCUGGUCCCGACGCGGUCCCUCGCCCAUCCAGAGGAACAUCCUGGCCCGCAGGCUCAAAGAGGCUCAGGCCUGCUCUGGGGCCCCAGGGGGCCCUGGUGGGAGGCAGCGCAGCGCAACCUUCAGCGCCUCAACAGAGGAGCAGAGGAAAGGCCGCUGCCACUCUCUACCCAUGUCUGGCUCCCCCUACAGGCUGAGUGAUGCAGAGCAGAGGAUGAUGGACCUUGAUCUGCCCUCCACUUGAAGACUAAACAUCACCAUGAAGAGCUUUUUACCCUUUUACUUCUAAUUAUGUACAAAUAAAAUAGUUUUUUACUCAUU